Molecule: messenger RNA, 1782 nt
Organism: Laccaria bicolor S238N-H82
Lineage: Eukaryota; Fungi; Basidiomycota; Agaricomycetes; Agaricales; Hydnangiaceae
Exons: 8
Coding region: 1-1782 (593 amino acids)
Source: RefSeq, a predicted model, not a curated record
AUGUCCCUCUCUCAAAAAUCGACUGCUAACAUGGCCGACGUCGCACAGGGUGUGGCCAAUGUUGUCCAGGAUGAAGUCGAUGUUGAUGUCGUUGAAAAUGAGGCCGCACUUCUCACCCUGCUGAAAAAAGGUUUCGAGAUAUUGACCGAGAAGCAAGCAACCUUGAAAGGGAAGGUGAUCGAGCAUAUGAGAAAGUCAUUGUACAAUUGGUUCGACCAUCGCUCUAAAAAGAUGAAGACCUUGAAGCGGUCGAAGAGUACCGAAGACCUCUUGUCUAUUUUAGUCAACCGCCUCCUGGGUUAUGCAGGCCAAGCCAAGCUCUGCACUGGCUGGGAAAUGUGGGGCACGGCCAACUACAAGUCCCUCAGGGAACCCUUCGAAGAGGCGUUUAGAGAGAGCGGCAAACCUGAAAAACACUGCGCAACUUUUCGGAACUCGUUCAAGAAGAAGGAAUUUCACAAACUGAGUGAAGAAGAACAGAAGCAGUGGGCCGAGGAUGCCAUUGAGGCCCACAACACGGCGAAGAAGGCCUGGGAAGGCAAUAAAGAGAUGAGCCCUGCUGAGGCACAAGAAGCGUUCGAUGGUCUUGCAAAUCUUUUGGGACCGUUGCUGGAAAGGAUUGGACAAGCACUCAACAUGCACGUUUCGGUGUUUGUGGGCGGCCCAGAGCCAAGGUUGGGGGGGAACAUCAAUGUGAUAAGUGUUCAUCACAGCGUCAACAAGGCGCCCUCACCGCAGGUUUGGCCUUACACCGAUAAAGCCAAGUUUGCAUUGGUAAAGGAUGCAUAUAUCGAGUUUCUGAGCACAUGCUACUCACCUGAAGAACGAAGACGGUGCGCUCUCCCUGAUGCCCCCAAUUCAGAUAACCAACCAACCAACAACGAUGUCGAUAUGACCACCCUGAACUCCCUGCAUAUCAGUCCUGAGGAGAACGAUCCCACUCUCGACACAUCAACUCACUCGGCAACAGAUCCCUUUGAUGCCACAAAAGCAACAGCAAAACGGAAGCGAGGAAAGGAACAUCACAAGGGGCCAGUGGCCAAGAAGAGGGUAACAACCAAGAAGGGGGCGGCAGCCAAGAAGGGAGCGGCAGCCAAGAAGGGAGCGGUAUCCAAGGGGAAGAAGAAGCGACGCGAUGAGUCUGAGGAACAAGAAUUGGACUCAGAGAGCAUGGAGGACUUUGAAGAGGCAAGCUCGUCUGAAUCAUCCAGCGAUGGUGAAGACGAGGACAGUGCAGAUGAACAUCCCAUUCAGGCUCUGGGUGCGAGACGUAGCACCAGGAAGACGACGAUGGAUCCCGCACGCCCAGACACAGAAGACCUUCCAAUUGAUCCCGUGGUCAUCGGUCCUUCUGAUUCUCUCAUUCCACGUCAGCCAUCUCCCUCCCUUGCAUCCCAACCACUCGUUCCCUCUGCCCCUACUCAGCCCUCUGCUCCUCUCGUUCCGCAUCAGCCAUCUCCCUCCCUCACCCAACCACCCGUUCCCCCCGCCCCCAUUUCUACCGAACCAUCUCUUGCCCUAGCAUCGCAGCCAAUUGUCACCUCAACUCCCACACCGUUGCUUCCAGAUCCAAAGUGGCCGGAGUGGUUUCUGAGAGGCUACAAGCUUCUAUCGGCACAAGAUCUUGGCCUGGCAUUCACAAAAACCAUCAAGCUGUGGAUUGGUGGGUCAGCCGUGGCCGUAGCAAGGCACCCCGUUUCCAGGAUGUCGCAUCUUUCGAAAGGAGCUGGUGGACAUGGUGGAAGGUUCUUCAGCCGAGUUGGCGCAACGCUGCGGGAGUAG